Pocillopora damicornis (cauliflower coral) is the source of this 1183-nucleotide messenger RNA. RefSeq names its product G1/S-specific cyclin-D2. Lineage: Eukaryota; Metazoa; Cnidaria; Anthozoa; Scleractinia; Pocilloporidae. The record is from RefSeq and is a predicted model, not a curated record.
CUGGUUCUUUCUGCGCCUAACCUGGCGCAAGUACAUUAGAAAGCGGAGCUGAAUUGCGCCGGGGGUCAGUCGCGAAGAGGCCACACGCAAUAGGUAGAGAUUCAGCGGCAUUCCUUCCAUCCAGUGAAGUAUCUGCUGCUGUAAUCAAAGCCUGCGACUGCAAACUGGCUUACUUUAUAUCCCCGGCGCUGUCCAUAUCAGCGUAGCGCUUUGACUUCCGCUGUCAGCAUCGAAUCUAGCAUGGAACUGUUGUGCUGCGAGGGACCUCGAGUUCGGUACGCAUACCAAGAUCCAAUUCUCCUUCAAGAUGAUCGUGUUCUGCGUAAUUUACUGACUUGCGAAGACAAAUACAUUCCCAGCUGUAGAUACUUCAACAUUGUACAGAAGGAGAUUGAGCCUCGCAUGAGGCGAAUGGUUACGACAUGGAUGCUAGAGGUGUGCGAGGAGCAAUUGUGCGAAGAAGAGGUCUUUCCACUGGCAGUGAACUAUUUAGACCGAUUUUUAUCGGUCGUACCAACCAGAAAAUGCCAGCUUCAACUGCUUGGCGCUGUGUGCAUGUUUAUUGCAAGCAAACUUAAAGAGACAUCACCGCUAUCGGCUGAAAAGCUGUGUAUUUAUACAGAUAAUUCCAUCACUUGUCAGGAAUUACUGGAUUGGGAAAUUUUAGUUCUUGGGAAACUUAAAUGGGACUUGUCAGCCGUUACUCCUUACGAUUUUCUAGAGCAGAUUUUUAGCCGCCUCUCCCUACCCAAUGAAAGCGUGAUCCGAAAGCAUGCGGCGACUUUCAUCGCUUUAUGCUGUACUGAUGAGAAGUUUCUUAUGUACCCGCCUUCCACUUUGGCUGCGUCUUCUAUUUGCGCGGCUUUUGCUGGUCUCGCUACAACAGAACAAAAAAGCUUGUGGACAAGCGGAGAACUUGAAUCAUUCCUACAAGGACUCACAAAUAUCGAACCGGAAUACCUACAAUCAUGCCAAAGACUAAUGGAAGAAGUACUUCAUUUUAAUGUCACGGAAACUCCAUCAGAUAAGAUCGAAAACGGAAGCACGCCAAGUACGCCAACAGAUUUACAGGAAAUCCAUUUUUGACAGAGGCGUUUAGUAGACUGUCACAGAACCUUCCGUGUGUGUGCCAACCUAUCUAUCGUGUGUAAAUACUGUAAUAAAGGACUAGAAUUUUCUCAAA